Molecule: messenger RNA, 1697 nt
Organism: Halichondria panicea
Lineage: Eukaryota; Metazoa; Porifera; Demospongiae; Suberitida; Halichondriidae
Exons: 2
Coding region: 160-1617 (485 amino acids)
Biological process (GO): transmembrane transport
Cellular component (GO): membrane
Molecular function (GO): transmembrane transporter activity
Source: RefSeq, a predicted model, not a curated record
UACACGAUAUUAUGGCUAGCUCUCUAGCUCUAAGCGCAAGCACAGCGGACACACCCAGUACCCUACGAUUGCAAGUGAAGGGGCGUGGCUUGUAAGACUGGGUGGGGGAGUGGCUUGUAGAUUGCUGAAAAGGUGAUCUAGACCUCUGGUUUCCUGGCCAUGGAACAAUCUGAAAAGACCAGUCUAUUGUCGACGCACCCCAUCAAUGGUGGAUCUGAUAAUAAUGUCACUGUACGCUCUACCAAUCAAUAUACCAAACUAACCGCCGAUGACAUCUUGAACUAUAUUGGUAUGGGUCCGUUCCAGCUGAUUGCUUUUCUCCUGACAAGCUUGACGUAUUUAUCCUAUGCUUUGGACUCAUCAAUAUUUGUAUUUCUCACAGACAGUGUUAUGCAAGAGUUUAAUCUCACGCAGACAUACUACACGGUUCUCCCGGCAACAACCGGACUAUCAAACGUAUUUGGUGCUUUCUUCUUCAGUUACAUGACAGACCGUUUCGGUCGUGUGUGGCCGUACAUGUUGUGCCUUAUUUGGAUCGGAGUAUUUAGUGUUGCCUCUGCAUUCGCUACAAGCUUCCCACUUUUGAUUGCAAUGCGUCUAUUGGCUAGUCUCGGAAUUGGUGGUGUGAAUGGACUGACUUUUCCAACUUUGGUCGAGUUUCUACCCGUGAAAAAUCGAGGAAAGAUUUCCGUGCUCGUACUGUUAAUUGGAUCCAUCGGUACUGUUGUGUCGACGGGGUUGGCCUGGUGGUUGAUUCCUAAUUAUACGGAUGGCUGGAGAUACUACAUUGCUGCUUGCGGUGUUCCUAUGAUAUUGGUCGCUUUAUUUCGGCUGGUGUUCUAUUUUGAAUCACCGCGGUAUCUAAUUACACGAGGAAAAACUUUGAAAGCAUGGAAAAUAUUUCGUAUUAUUGGCAAAUUUAACUUCAAGGACUUAAUGAAGUACAUGUCCUUUAAUGAGUUCAAAAAUGCAAUGGAAGACGAUCAAACAAGCAAUAUGAAACAGAAAGUAAUAUUUCUUCAGCUGCUUGAGAUUUUCAAACCGAAGUACCUCCGUAUAACUCUAUCGUUAACAGUUAUUAAUAUUACUGAAAGUUUUGGUUAUCUCAGUUCGCAGUUAUUCUUGCCUGAAUUUGUCGAAAAAUUAAACGUUGAUAAAUAUUUCACUGUCUUGGUUUCGGCUCUGGCCCAAAUUCCCGGACUGCUACUAAUGUCAAUCAUCAUCGAAUGGCCAAGAGUGGGUCGAUUGAACACUCUUCGAUUGUUCGCCAUUCUCAGUGCCGUCUCGUUCCUUCUCUUGGCUCUGAUCCAGACGGACAUUUCCAUUCCCGUUCUGGUCGUGUUCAUCUAUUUCAGUUCUUGUCCAAAUCUCUCACUUAUCUACACGUACGUGUCAGAAGUCUACCCAACCCAAAUUCGGUCCGUGUCGACUGCGUAUUUCUAUACCCUCCAGGCACUAUCCUAUCUUGUAGGUGCCUUUAUAAGUAAUGCUGUGUUGACUGUGCGAUUUCAUUGGUUGUUUCCAGCUGUUUGGAGUUUAAUAUUUUGUAUUCAAUUUAUAGCUGCUCUGGCACUGAAUUACGAACCUUAUAAUAAGAAACUGAAAGAUACUUUGUAAGUUUAUUUGUGCAAGAAAAUCAGACGUCUACAUGUACAUGUAAUUUUAUCAUAUGUACAGAAUUGAUAAUUUGAAGUGCA